Molecule: messenger RNA, 2424 nt
Organism: Enterobius vermicularis (human pinworm)
Lineage: Eukaryota; Metazoa; Nematoda; Chromadorea; Rhabditida; Oxyuridae
Source: the annotation of a GenBank genome assembly
AUGCUGCAGGUGGAAGUCGUUGAUGACGAAGAAGACCGGAUUCCAGAAGGUGAUGCGGAAACUAGCAGAUCUCUUAAGCAGGACGAAAAACCAGUCACAUUUUAUAAAUUUGGACCAAAGAAAACGCAAUCUAUUGCAAUUGAUGUUUCUCUUAAUAAAAUUAACAAAUGUAUCAAGGUCGCAUAUAAUAAGAUGACGACUCCUAAAUGGAAAGACUUUAAAGGCCUACGUUUGCACUGGAAGCAGCGUAUCCGUUUAAAUAAUGUUAUUUGGAGAGCAUAUUAUAUGGAGUUUAGGCGUCCAACUAAGAAUAAGUCUAAGAAAACUCCAUAUUGCUACUUUGCUGUUCCAGACGAUGACACGACUCAUGUUCACGUUUCGGGAACUGUGAUGGAGGGCAUGUACUGGAAGCGGAGAAUGGAAGCUGUAUGUGCACAGUAUAAGAGGUGGCGACAUUUUUCUAAAAGCCGUUGUAAAAGAGGGCGAAAAAGAGGCAAUAGUGCUUGUUGCGAUGGAGUGAUGUUUAAAAAGAUGCCUCCAAAAAGCCAAACUCCAAAGAACACUUCAAGCGAUAGCUUUGGGCCGGAGGACUUAAAUGAUGAAUUUAAAGACGCCUUAUUUGAAAGCCUUCUGCAGCCAUAUAUGUUUCCUAACCCGAAAGAAAUGAGUAAUAAAAAUUGUCACUUUUUUUAUUUCUUUAGAAGCCGAAAUUCUAAUUAUUUAUUUUGUAGUAAAAUUUUGUUUAUAGCAGGUUGUAAUGCUGAUGUUAUGCAACCGGGUCUUUUAUCGCUGCAACCAAGUAUAGAAGAAAUCAUGUCAUCUCUUAACGACACUUCUGAUCCACCAAGGAGUGAUUCUGAGCAAGUAGCUCCGGCGUCAGUAUCUUCUUCUUAUUCCUCGAAGGAGUACGACACCGCCCACAUGCUAGUCGAUUAUGGAAAUCAGACUCAGCCGACAAGGCAACCCUCGUCUAUUUCUUCCCAGAUGUUAAUGGCAAAUUCCUUCACUCCUACAUACUCUCAGGCCGCUUGUGAGGGGAUCCCAUCAAUGCCACCAUACGCUGAUAAUUCGAAUUUGGAUUAUGUGCCACAAUUCCUUGCAUCUUCUGGGUUGCAAUCAACGUCUUCGACUGUGUUGCCUAAUAGGCCCUGGUUAAUGUUAGCACAGUCCCAUCCGUUUUUAGGAAGCCCAUCUACUCCAUCUCCGUUGAUGCAAAGUCCCUCUGGAUUAUCUCCGUUGUCUGUAAAUUGUCAUACUUCUGUUUCUCCGUUAAUCAUUAAUCCUCCUUCGAACGAAGCUGUGUUGUCUAAUACACCUUCUAAGGGUGCGCUUAAAGCUUAUCCUAGUCCUAAUCCGCAACAGAAAAACAGUAGUAGGUGGAUGUUAUCUUCGCCUAUCACACCAAGCAGUAUGUUGCAAAACAACUCUGUAAAUGUAAAUAACAUUAUGCCUGGUUCCUCAGUAAACAUGGAGUCUGGAGUCCCUUUACCUGACACAAAACCAUGGAAGGUUCGCUCACCAGCGUCUCCGAACGUCGCUGCGUCAUUGCCAAUUCCUCAACCUGUGUAUCCACUACUUACCGGUUCGUUGGCAAGUACAUCUCGAUCAUUAGAGUCUCCACCAACAGUCCCGUCUGCUGCUCCUGUGCAGUCAGCUUUGCCGCCGCUUACACCAGUUCCUUCACAUACUUCGUUGGUUCCUCCUCACCCAUCUUCAGUUCUAAUAAAAGAGGAGGAAGAGGAAAAAGAACGUUCACAGCGGGUUUUAUUAAAGCGGUUCAGGUCUGUCGCUCCAGAUAGUACUAUCGAACCCGUAGAAAGGAAGAGGAUUUUGCACUUGAAUGCUGAACAAAACAGGCGGUCUGCUUUAAAAGAUGGCUUUGAACAAUUACUGAACCUUUUACCGAACGUUUAUGCUGGUGGGACUAAGCCGACGAACGCUGUUGUACUUGCUCGGGCGGCAGAAAGAAUACGAGAGCUGAACAAUACUUUAUCAGAAAACAAUAAAAAAGCUGAGGAGUAUAAACAAUACAUGCAGCGAUUGAAAGAUAAAAUUGCGUCUCUUCAAGCUUCGCUACCAUCAUCUUCACGCUCUGCAGCAACUAUGAUUAGCCAGAAGGCUCUGGUUGAGCAGUUCGUUGAACGAUAUAUAAAAGAACGCUCGCGUCAGGAUUACCGUUUUUGGCUGAUGGCAAAAAUGAUGCGCCCUUUGAUUGAUUCGUUUUGUGGCCAAAUAUGCGAGGAAGUUCAAAGUCGUGAUACAGUUAUCAGAUUAGCCAGUGACUGGUUGCAUACUCACUUCCAGCCAACUGCUGUGAGACCGUUGGCACCAUCUGUGCUUAUAUACCUCGCUUCGAGUACUUCGUUCAUUCAUGAACCUUCUAGUUUACAAAAGCAUGUACAGGAGGAAAUUAGCAAACAGUAG